AACAAGAGAGGAUAUAGAACACAGACAUUAAUAAGAAAGAGGGGUGCUGAAAGAGAGAGAGAUGUAUGUGUGUGUGUAACCCUGUGAAUAUGAGGAAGAUAUGAAGAUGAAGCAGCAGGACUAAAGGUGGAUUGCACACAGCCUUUCUCUCCCUGCAAGGGCUUGUCUGCAGUAUCCUUUGUAAAUGGAUGCUGGCUUGUGAACACGAACCAGAGGCCUUCCGUUGCCGUGGAGAUCUCACACACCACAGAAGAAACGGAAAAGAUUUUAUCAGGAAGAUCAAUUGAAACAGCCCAAAUAUCUAACUGAAGUGGAUGGUUGCAGAAGCCAAACAAGAGCAACACACCACAAGAGCCAUGUGGGAGGAGAGUGAGGGAGUUUUGCUAUUCACACGCAACAAGUCCAAACACUUUCUGUACUGACAUACGCUGAACGUUCCCCAUCCCUCCUCAAGAGCUUUUCCUCAGGGGAAGCCCCUGCUAUGUACCCCAGCUCUUUUGGCUUCAGCAGGCAGUCCAACCUCAGUGCCAGGCGCUGUGUGGGCAUCCCACAAGUCUGGGUUCUGCCCACACAGGACUCACAGACUGCCCCUGAACAAGAAGAAUGAAACACUCCUGAGUCACUCCUCUCUUUGGUGGCUCUCCUGUCUAGUGUUAAAUUGGUCUGUUGUGAAGUUUUGUCUGCCUCUUCCCCAGCAAGCUCCUACGUUUAGUGAAAACCUCUUCCACCAGCUCCUUUUCAGUCAAUCUAUAAUUUGCUUUCACAUCAAGCUGCAGCACGAGUUCCUUUGUGCUCGCCACGUGGUGGAGGACCAUGGGAUGCCGUCAGAGCUCGGAGGAGAAGGAAGCCGCGCGGCGCUCGCGGCGAAUCGACCGCCACUUGCGCUCAGAGAGUCAACGGCAGCGGCGUGAGAUCAAGCUACUGUUGCUGGGCACCAGCAACUCGGGCAAGAGCACCAUCGUCAAACAGAUGAAGAUUAUCCACAGUGGAGGCUUCAACCUGGAGGCAUGCAAGGAGUACAAGCCCCUCAUUCUGUACAAUGCCAUCGACUCUCUCACCCGCAUUAUUCGGGCCCUCACCACCCUCAAGAUUGACUUUCACAAUCCUGAUCGCGCCUACGAUGCUGUGCAGCUCUUUGCCCUCACAGGGCCAGCUGAGAGCAAGGGGGAGAUCACUCCAGAGUUGCUGGGGGUCAUGAAACGUCUGUGGGCUGACUCUGGGGUCCAGGAGUGCUUUCAAAGAUCCAAUGAGUACCACUUAGAGGAUAACACUGCCUACUACCUGAAUGACCUGGACCGCAUCUCUUCACCUGAGUACAUCCCUACCGUUGAGGACAUCCUACGAUCCCGCGACAUGACCACUGGCAUUGUGGAGAACAAGUUCACCUUCAAGGAGCUCACCUUCAAGAUGGUAGAUGUGGGCGGACAGCGUUCAGAGAGAAAGAAGUGGAUCCACUGUUUCGAGGGUGUGACUGCAAUCAUUUUCUGUGUCGAGCUAAGUGGCUAUGACCUCAAACUCUACGAGGACAACCAGACGAGCCGUAUGGCCGAGAGCUUGCGCUUGUUCGACUCCAUCUGCAACAACAACUGGUUCACCAACACGUCGCUCAUUCUCUUCCUCAACAAGAAGGACCUGUUGGCUGAGAAGAUCAAACGCAUUCCUCUGACAGUGUGCUUCCCUGACUACAAAGGUCAGAACACCUACGAGGAGGCAGCUGUCUAUGUGCAACGGCAGUUUGAGGACCUCAACCGCAACAAGGAGACCAAGGAGAUCUAUUCGCACUUCACCUGUGCCACUGACACCAGCAACAUCCAGUUUGUGUUCGACGCUGUCACGGACGUGAUCAUCCAGAACAAUCUCAAGUACAUUGGGCUGUGCUAG
Molecule: messenger RNA, 1881 nt
Organism: Xiphias gladius (swordfish)
Lineage: Eukaryota; Metazoa; Chordata; Actinopteri; Istiophoriformes; Xiphiidae
Gene: gnaz
Product: guanine nucleotide binding protein (G protein), alpha z polypeptide
Exons: 3
Coding region: 814-1881 (355 amino acids)
Biological process (GO): adenylate cyclase-modulating G protein-coupled receptor signaling pathway
Cellular component (GO): heterotrimeric G-protein complex
Molecular function (GO): G-protein beta/gamma-subunit complex binding; GTP binding; GTPase activity
Source: RefSeq, a predicted model, not a curated record